AUGUACUUAUUUAAUGUAUACACUUCUGAAUUGGAAGAGCAAUACUGGUAUCUUGAAAAUAAAUCCUAUUCGUUGCCAGAAACGUUAUCUCUUAUCUAUUUUAUGAGUCCUAUUUAUGUAUAUUUAGGAAUUGAAAAUAAUACAACACAUUCAGAAAUAGCCCAUACACCUACUUGUAGAAGAAAUAUAUCCUAUGUUCAACAAUUAGGCGCAGGUUGCCUUGUUGGGUUUUUAUCAGGUGUUUUAGCUAAACACAUAGGAAAAUUUGCCAUCAUUCUAUUCGUUGGUAUUUAUUUAAUUUCAUGGGGUCUUUUCGCCGCUUUACAAAGCCUUGGAACAUGUUUCUAUACUUAUCUCAUAGAAUAUGGCACAAAAAAACCAAAAGUAUCAAAGAAAUUGUCAAUGAGCUUCUCUUUAAAAAUAUUGUUUUCAAAGUAG
This is a messenger RNA of Pneumocystis carinii B80, 438 nucleotides long. RefSeq lists its product as hypothetical. The coding region runs from base 1 to 438 and encodes 145 amino acids. The record is from RefSeq and is a predicted model, not a curated record. Lineage: Eukaryota; Fungi; Ascomycota; Pneumocystomycetes; Pneumocystales; Pneumocystaceae. The transcript has 2 exons.